GCAGCACACAGCAGCAACAACAACAGCAGCAGCAGCAGCAACACCAGCAGCAACAGCUGUCUGCUCAAGAAGCCCAGCUCAAGGCGCAGCAGAAUGCUGCACUGCUGAUGCAGCAGAGGGCGAAUGCUACUAAGGGAGCUUUGGUUGCCUAUAUAAAUAUGUUUUCGGAACAUUUAAACAAUUUUACGAGUCGAGGGGAAGCAAAUGAUCUGGCUUAUUGGCAGUCGUUUGUCGAUAGAUUCUACUCCGCUUCGGGCGUGCUACGACAGGUUGUUGUUAACCCGCAAAUUGGCUCCUCCAAGUCAUUCGAAGUCUCGACGCCUAUAUUGCCGCGUUACUACCACACCUUGUUCAACAAUGGCAUCAAACGGAUUCAAACCCAUAUGGAAACUGCACGGGAAAGGGACCUCCCCAACGGCGGUCAUGUGGUGGAAAGUCCCAAGACGAGUUUCAUAUACUGGUUCACCAAUGAUUGUCAGCUCUUCGUGAACGGUGCCUUGAGAGCGGUUCUUGAUCACAACAAUAAGAUUGAGAUGCUCGAUCUCUCUGUUAGCAGCUAUAAUGAAUACAUCCCCCGGAGUCAAUUGCAGCCGCAGGAAUCGCCGGACCAAAAGCAGAGUCCCCGGGUUGCGAAGAAUGUGAACAAGCGUACUCAGCAGAAGCAGCAGUCCUCGCAACCUAACAUUGUUAUUCCUGAGUCUCUGGUGAACGGACACGGUAUCCCUCCUGGGGUCCAGAGUUUCCUAGAGAUCGCGGAGACGUUGUCUCAUAUGACAUCCUUGUUCCAGUAUGCAAUGGCAAACCCUCAAUUAUCACCGAUGGAUGCGUUAAGGAGUCUGGUCGCCCACCAUAUGGGUGGUGCCGCGUACGCCCAGGGACCGAUGAAUCCGGCGCUCCAACAAGGGCAAGGGCAGCGCACGCCUAACAUGAAUGGGCCGUCGCAAUUUGCAUCUCCCUCGGUGGCUCAGUUGGGCUUGCCCGGCGCGCAGGGCUCGCCGCACAUUGGAAACUCGGCUCAUCCAAGUCCAGCUCAAAACCAUCUUGCUGGCCCAGCAGGCUUGGUGGCGCAGCAGAACCAGACAGGGGUAGGAGCGAACGGAAAUCAGGGAGCCAAUGUCAGCACAAGUCCCAAUGUCUCCAAUAAACGCCGUCGGGCUAGCACCGUCAAGACUGAGGGCGACGAAGGUGGCGGUGCGGCCGAUGUCAACGGGACAGGGGCUGCUGGUGCCGGCAAAGUGAAAGCCAGUCCCCGAGUUGGUGGUAAAAGACAGAAGGGCACUGCUUGA
This is a messenger RNA of Rasamsonia emersonii CBS 393.64, 1286 nucleotides long. Its product is annotated as PTAB protein. Lineage: Eukaryota; Fungi; Ascomycota; Eurotiomycetes; Eurotiales; Trichocomaceae. Gene Ontology annotation, biological process: negative regulation of transcription by RNA polymerase II; positive regulation of transcription by RNA polymerase II. The annotation marks the transcript as partial. The record is from RefSeq and is a predicted model, not a curated record. The transcript has 4 exons. Gene Ontology annotation, cellular component: transcription regulator complex; nucleus.